AUGAAUGAUCUAUUUGAAGAGGUAAAAGCAUUGGCUAUAAAGAAAAAUAGUAAAAGCGCAAAAUAUAUGAGCCCAUGGUUAAUUUUUAAGAGUAACAAAGUUAUUGAUAAUAAUUUGGAAAAAAAUGAGGAUACAAUUAUAAAUAUUUCGAACGAUUGUAAUAAAGAUUUAAUAGCUUAUGUUGAUACUGUUGAUAAAAUAAAACAAGAGAUAAAUAAAAUUCAUGAAAUUGCUGAUGAAAUAACAAAUUUAAAAAAUAAAAUGAGUAUAGCUACAACUGUAGAACAAGAAAAUGAGACAAGUAUAUUAUUAAAUAUGCAAAUAAAAAAUGGAAAUAACAUUAUUCAAACUACAAAAAUUGAUAUAAGAAAUAUACGAAAAAAAUUCUUAUUAAAAUCACAUGACAAUAUUAUUAUAAAAAAAACUAUACACGAUAACUUAAUUAAUGUAUUUAAAAAAGCUUUAUAUAAAUAUCAGUCAGUUCAAAGUGUGUAUCAAAAUAAUGUAAAGAACAAAAUAUCAAGACAAAUAAAAAUUAUGUAUCCAAAUUAUACUGAAGAAGAUAUUAAUAAUGUAUUAGAUAAUGAAAAUGUAAAUACACAAAAUUUAGUAAAAUGGAAAUUACAAGGACAUGAAGAUUUAAAAAAUGCAUUAAUGGAUGUAGAAACAAAAUAUAAAGAUGUUAAAACGUUAGAAAAAAAUGUGUGUGAUUUGCAUCAAACAAUUGUAGAAUUAUCAGCCUUGGUUGAAAUGAAUGAUGAUGUAAUUAAUAGUGUAUAUGAUAAUAUUGAUGAUGCUCAACAUUUUACUGAAAAAGCUAAUGCUGAUUUAAUUGAUGCAAAGAAUAUCCAAAAGUCUUCAUCAAAAUGGAUGUUUUAUAUAUCUAUUGCUAUCGUUGUUAUUGUAAUUUUUAUGCUCCUACCUAUUAUAGUAAAAAUUAUUUAA
This is a messenger RNA of Plasmodium vinckei vinckei, 945 nucleotides long. RefSeq names its product syntaxin, putative. The record is from RefSeq and is a predicted model, not a curated record. The transcript has a single exon. Gene Ontology annotation, biological process: intracellular protein transport; exocytosis; vesicle fusion. Lineage: Eukaryota; Apicomplexa; Aconoidasida; Haemosporida; Plasmodiidae. Gene Ontology annotation, cellular component: SNARE complex; plasma membrane; endomembrane system. Gene Ontology annotation, molecular function: SNAP receptor activity; SNARE binding. The coding region runs from base 1 to 945 and encodes 314 amino acids.